CAAAUUCUACAUCUGAUCUGCGUCUAAUUUUCUUUGGAACCCUUAUCAGAUAGUGAACAUUCCUGAAGCACAUCAUUCAUCAGCUCCUUCAAUGGCUGCUUCUACGAAUCCGAAUAGGAAUUACCAUGUGUUCUUGAGUUUCAAAGGCGCGGACGUCCGCAACAACUUCCUCAGUCAUCUCUACGCGGCUCUUGACCAGAAAGGAAUACACACUUUUGUGGAUCGCGAAGAGCUUCAGAAAGGAGAGGAAAUAUCGCCGGCACUCAUGAGGGCAAUUGAGGAAUCGCAUGUCGCGAUCAUCAUUUUCUCCCAGGACUACGCUUCCUCGCCCUGGUGUUUGGAAGAGGUAACAAAAAUCAUGGAGUGCAAGGAGGGAAAGGGCCUGAUUGUGUUCCCGGUGUUUUACAAAGUGGAACCGAGAGAAGUGAGAGGGGUCAGAGAGAGUUAUGGGAGAGCUAUGGCUAAGCAUGAGUUCAAGUUAGGAAAGGAUUCGGAGAAAGUGAAGAGAUGGAAGAAGGCUCUCUUUGAUGCCGGUAGCUUGUAUGGGUGGGACCUAAAUGGCAGAGAUGAAGCGGAGCUCAUACAGUGCAUCGUAAAGAAAUUAUCAAGUCAUCUCAACCAUAUACCCUUACAUGUUGCUAAGUAUCCAGUUGGAAUAGAUUCCCGAGUUCAAGAACUUAUAUGUUUGUCACAGAAAGAGUCAGCUGAGGAUGAUGUUAUGAUGAUAGGUCUAUGGGGACCCGGAGGCAUAGGGAAAACAACAAUUGCUAAGGCACUAUAUAAUGCUAUUGAGAGACAAUUUCAAGGUUGUAGUUUUUUGGCGCAAGUUAGAGAAACUUCGAACCAAACCGAUGGUCUAGUUGCUUUGCAAAAAAAACUUCUGUCUGAGAUCUUAUCUCAUAGAGAUUUAAUAAUCUAUAGUGUGGACGGAGGAAUUAGUUUGAUACGGGAAAGACUAUGUUCCAAGAAGGUUCUCUUAGUUCUUGACGAUGUUGACCAGUUGGAUCAACUCAAUGCUUUAGCUAGAGAAGGCAAUUGGUUUGGCAAAGGAAGUAGAAUCAUUGUUACAUCAAGAGAUAAACAUUUGCUAACUUCUCAUGGUAUAAAUUGUGUUUAUGAAGUUGAAGCUUUAGAAGACAAUGAAGCACUAGACCUUUUUGGUCGGCAUGCCUUCCCAAAUAGCAAGAAAGUGGAAAUCCGAAGGGAUCUCAUAGAUAGAGCACUGCAUUAUGCUGACGGCUUUCCGUUAGCCCUGGAAGUGUUGGGCUCAUUCUUACGUGGAAGAAAGGAAACUGCAUGGGAAAGUACAAUGCUUAAACUCUCCAAAAUUCCUGAACCAACUAUUAAUCGAGUUCUCAAGAUAAGCUUCGAUGCAUUGGAGGACAAUGAGAGGGAGAUUUUCCUUGAUAUUGCUUGUUUCUUUAAGGGGAGAAGUAUAGAAUAUAUCAAGGAAGUUCUUGACAGCCGUGAUUUUUACACAACUAUAGGAAUAGAAAUUCUCAUCGAGAGGUCCUUGAUAAAAAAUGAGUAUGGGACCCUACAAAUGCACGAUUUGAUUCAGUUGAUGGGUAAGGAUAUUGUUAAUCAGGAAUGUCCCGAUGAUCCUGGGAAGCGCAGUAGAUUAUGGCUUUUCGAAGAUGUUCGGGACAUUCUAUGUGAAGAUAUGGGAACGAAAGCAAUAAAGGCCAUACUAUUGGAUUUGUCUACCCCAGAAGAGGUAACUAUUAGUCCUAAUGCUUUCGCAAACAUGAAAAGGAUGAGAAUGCUCAUUUUGAAUGAUGUGCAUAUCUCUUCACAAGGUCCCGUACGUCUCCCUAAUGAGCUAAGUUGGCUCAAAUGGCCCAAUGCCCCGGAUCUAGAAUUUGGCUCUGGUCCAAAGAAACUCGUAAGACUCGAUGUCCAGAAAAGUCAUAUUAGACAAUUAGGGGGCAACUUUCGGAAUUUUAGAACGUUGAAGUCCAUCAAUUUCAGUGAAUGCAAUUUCCUGGCUAGUGUUCCUGACCUUUCAUCGGCUCCAAAUCUGGAGAGGUUGGAUCUUGAUGGGUGCGAAAGCUUGGUGGAGGUUCACCAAUCCGUCGGAUAUCAUGACAAGUUAAAAUAUUUGUCGCUUCAAUUGUGCUUUAAUCUUAGUAUAUUUCCUAGUACACUCAAGACAAAAUCUCUUCAAAAACUUUGUCUCUCUUGUUGUUCUAAACUUGAGAAGUUCCCCGAUAUUCUAGUAAAGAUGGAACAUCUAGAAUAUCUUGAGUUACAAGAGACAGCUAUUAAAGAACUUCCUGCAUCAAUUGAAAAUCUUGUUUCUGUGAAGAGGAUCGAUUUAGGAGAUUGCAAAAACCUUGCAAGGCUUCCAUCAAGCAUCUACAAGUUGAAAAAUCUCAAAUUUCUAAGUCUUGAAUGGUGCUCAAAUUUUGUCAUGUUUCCAAAGAACUUGAAGGAUUCAACCGAUCUUGAUGGCGAUAUGGGAUUCCAAAAUCUAUACGAGCUAAGACUUACCGGCUGCAAUCUAUCAGAAGUAGAGUUCCUUGAGAGAUCUUCCAAUUUUCCCCUAUUGGAGUACCUACUUCUUGCAAAUAACAAGUUUACUCAUCUACCAACAUGCAUCAACAAGUAUGAUUAUUGGAAAGACUUGUUUGUUGAUAAAUGCAAGCAAAGCAAGGGGGUCAAUGUGGCUGAUGUGUCAGCACUCUCUAAACUCCUGAAGAGGACCGAAGUCCACAUUCUCCUCAAUGGAAGAGAGAUGCCUGAAUGGAUUCUCCACUGUAAAGGGGAUUCCUUAUCGUUCAUGGUUCCCCAAGACUUGUACGACAAGUUCCUAGGACUAACACUCUGUUUUGUUCUCGGCCCGGAGCAAGGAAAAGUGGUCCAUCAUGCUUCAUAUGUGGUCGACAUACUUGUUAAUCAUGACCGGCGAGUGUCUUCGUGUUCAUACCGGAAGUACUUUUAUCCAUUGGAAUCCGAUCAUGUGUGGCUUCUAUAUUUCCCACGCAAUACACUGAUUGAAGGACAAGAUUAUCUACGAAAGGAUUUGAACCAUUUCCAAGUUGAACUCAGAGCGUCGAAAGGAAGCGUAAAGAAGUGUGGAUUCCGUCUAAUAUGCAAGCAACAGGAGGAUGAUCUGAGGGUCGUGCUCCAACACCAUCAGCCGAUAGAAAGAAAUUGGGUUUUCGAGCAAGGAGACUCAGAGGAAGACAUUUUAAUAGACACCGAGGAAGAAGAUAGUCCAGUGAAACAGAACUUAACAAAGAAGAUGAGAUUGGUCUUAAACCAUGGCGAGAGUAUGGCUUGCAAAACAUGCCUGUCGAAUUGGUCACGACAUCUGUCCAAAAAAAAAGAAAAGAAUUGGUCACGACUUUGUUGAGGAAGUGAUUAUAGGUGAUUUUGAUUCCAAUGCCUCUUGCUUUUCCUUCAAUGUUAAUUUAAAGUCAUGCUACUGAGAUGGUUGAGGAACUGUUUCUUCCCCUCUCGUUUUCUAUGAUUUGUGAUGCAGAGUGCACUAAUCCAACAAUGAGUGGAUGGUUGUUGAAAUUGAAUGGCCAUGCCCUUCCAUGUUCUAUGAAA
Molecule: messenger RNA, 3558 nt
Organism: Syzygium oleosum
Lineage: Eukaryota; Viridiplantae; Streptophyta; Magnoliopsida; Myrtales; Myrtaceae
Product: disease resistance protein RUN1-like
Exons: 5
Coding region: 92-3358 (1088 amino acids)
Biological process (GO): signal transduction; defense response
Molecular function (GO): ADP binding; ATP hydrolysis activity
Source: RefSeq, a predicted model, not a curated record